Molecule: messenger RNA, 1291 nt
Organism: Drosophila erecta
Lineage: Eukaryota; Metazoa; Arthropoda; Insecta; Diptera; Drosophilidae
Product: zinc finger protein 32
Exons: 1
Coding region: 98-1123 (341 amino acids)
Cellular component (GO): nucleus
Molecular function (GO): zinc ion binding
Source: RefSeq, a predicted model, not a curated record
UUUUGGUAUAUUCAAAUGGCUGGUAUUUUAUCAACCAGCUGCAUUUUGUUGAUACUCCAAAUUUGUAAUCCUGCCUGCAAACAUCUAGAAUUCGGCCAUGCUGGACAUUUCGGAAAUGUGCCGCGUUUGCAGGGACGAAUCCGACUGCCUGGUGGAUAUAUAUACAGAGCCAUGUGCCUCCAUGCGGGAUCAGGAGCAGGAGCCGCCCUUGGCCACAAUGUUGAGGGACUGCAGCGGAUGUAGCGUGGACAGGAAGGACGGAAUGCCCCAGUUCAUCUGCGUGGAGUGUGCGGAGGCCACAAGAAAUGCCUUUCGGCUGCGACGGCAAUGCCGGAAGAGCCAUCAAUACUUUGAUCAGCUGCGGCUGAUGAUGAAGGAACUGGAGGAUCUUGAGUCCUGCCUUACUAUAAAUGAUAACAUAGACCCAGAGAUUCCGGUGUUGGUGAUCGAUGCUGGUGAAACGGCGGAGCCAUGCGAACCGCAAGGCCUGGAACCUCUUUUCGUAGAACUUGUGGAGCUUAAGUGCAAGUCUCCAGAACCGCAGCCACUGACUCCUUCUCUUCCAGACAACAAUGAGCUCACGAAAAGUGAUUCUCCAGUAAAGACGCCGGACGCUAAGCAAAAUAAGAGGGCGAGAUCCUACUCGAAUAGUAAGUCAUGGAGCCCGGAAAGUGAGAAAGUUGCUGAUGCCCAGCAAGAUGAUGAUGAAACCUGGAAGGCCCCAAAACGACGCAAAUCGAAGAAGGCACGCAGACCAUUUCGGUGCCAGCACUGCAAACAGUCGUUCGCCCAAAAUAUAAACCUACGGACCCAUAUGCGAGUACAUACAGGCGAGCGGCCCUACAAGUGCUCCCUAUGCCCGCGAUCCUUUGCCCAAAAGGGCAACCUGCAGAGCCACACACGCUGCCACACCGGCGAGCGACCCUUUGGAUGUUCGAACUGUCCCAAACGCUUCCGGCAAUUCGGCCAACUACAAGUCCACACCCGGACUCACACCGGCGAACAUCCGUACCAAUGUUCCAUUUGUCAGUAUAGCUUCAAGCAACAAAACGGACUUCAGAAACAUAUGAUAGUACACACCGGAGAGAAGACCCGGAGCUGCAGCCAAGAAAAAAAAAAAUGAGGUUUAAAUAGUUACGAAUUUUAAUUUUAUGAGAUAAUCGAUUUGUUAAUGCAACUUGUAUAUUCUUUUGUUAUUUAAGGUAGGCCAGUAAGAAAUAAACAAUGAGGUUUUACUAUUGUAUAAAAACGUUAGAUGCUAAUAAGUCGCCCAUCUGCAUUUCGAAAUGCU